Messenger RNA from Wallemia ichthyophaga EXF-994, 2553 nucleotides. Its product is annotated as TPR repeat-containing protein C19B12.01. Lineage: Eukaryota; Fungi; Basidiomycota; Wallemiomycetes; Wallemiales; Wallemiaceae. Gene Ontology annotation, molecular function: protein binding. The transcript has 2 exons. Bases 1 to 2553 code for a protein of 850 amino acids. The record is from RefSeq and is a predicted model, not a curated record.
AUGGAUUCAGAGCUGGCAUUGCUCGAGGGUGCAGGUGGCAGUGGCCUUGUACAACUAGUUAACCAAGGAAAAUUCAAGGAGGUACUGCUAGGCGAUGCAGCGCAGAAGAUACUCAGUGAUAUAGAUUUGGAGUAUCUCAAGGUUAGAGUUACAGUCGAUGAGAAGGAUGCGCUGGCUGUUGCUGUAGCACUCCUUCAUUCCUUCAUUCAAGUCAAUUGGACUGGUCCUGACGUUGAUUUCACUUUGGCAGACUUGAAUGGCCUGUGGAAUGACUAUGACUAUCAAAAUUCAACUGCAAUUCACAAACUGAGCUCUGGCGGUGAACCUGCGUAUCACUUGACCAGAUACGCGCCAUUGCUCCUCAUCUCCCAAGCCAUUUUGGCCGAGUUACUCAAAAGCGAUGAAGGUGAACUGCCAUUGGGAUCUGCAAAGUGGUGGCAACUCAGAGCUGCAAUCUCCCAGCAGCACUUGCUCGACGAUUGCGUUCCCCUCCCCCAAUCCAUCCUCGAUGGCGUCAACCAGUCAUUCUCUGAUAGACUUCCCCCUCCUCUCCAAGCCAGACUCACUCUUGAAAUCGGUAUCGCGUAUCACAUGUGCGAAAGGGACAGAGAAGCCUCGGAAACUUUCUUAGAAGCUGCCAACAUGAAUCAACUCAAAUUUCAUCUCACUGGUGCCCUCGGAAAGCGUACGAAAUUCCAACAAAGCGAUAUUACCCAGCUUGUUUUGCUUGCACAGUCCAAAGACAGUCACGACAGUCACGAAAACACUAACGACGCCGAUACUCAAGUCAAGAACCUCCAACUCAACGACGACACCCUCCUCGAACAGACUCAAUUCAGCUCGACGGUUGACGCAUCCGCUCCUUUAUCCCACAUUGACCCAACCAAUCAACCAAAGCUGUCGGCUGUCGAUCAAUGUAUCCUUCUAGCCAUGUGUCUCAAUAUAAAGAACACGGCACCAGAGAAUGGACUCACUAAUUCGCAAAUGGGUGCUUUCGUACAGAGAGUGCUAUCGAAUCAUCAAAAUUGGUCCAUUUACACAAUGGCUUUGCUGCUGAGAAGUAGAUUGGAAGCCCAUCGCACCCGCACCGUCCAACGUUCCACCCUCCAAUUACAAGCCCUAAUCGAUCAAAUGCCGACAUCCGACUCGAGUAAUGUAGAGCGUUUGAAGUACUUCUUCGCCAUGCCAAUGCCAGCUAAGUGGGAGUUAGAACGAGAGCUAGCACAGCGUUUCGUCGCUAUGGGUGUUGUCAGAUCAGCUCUCGAGAUUUACCAGAAGCUGGAGAUGUGGGAAGACACCAUCAUCUGUUACGUCAGUACUGAUAGACAGGGAGAUGCCCUCGAGACAGUGAAAGGUUUACUCGAAGGAAAUAUCGUCGAAUCACAAACUAUCACCACACGCGCCAAGUCAACAGUAGAUUCAAAGACACGUACAAGAAUGGACGUCAUGCGUGUCGCAAAGUUGUGGUGUUUGUAUGGAGAUCUCGACGUGUCCAACUGCGAGAAGCACUACCAAAAGGCAUUAGAGGUGUCGAAAGGAUCGAGUAGUCGUGCGUGGAGAUCUCUCGGUGGAUUGUACUUUGCGAAAGGUGACUAUAAAUGCACUAUAGAAGUGUUGCGCAACGCCGUCGCUAUCAACCCCCUUUUCCACCACUCGUGGUUCAUUCUCGGUUGCGCUAGUAUUAAAGUAGAGGAUUGGGAUAGCGCGAUUGAAUCUUUCGGUAGAUGUGUCGCUGUGGAAGAUGACGAUGCGGAAUCGUGGAAUAAUCUUGCCAGUGUUUAUCUCCGUCUCGGCGAUCAAGGAGUAUCGCACGAUAACAAAAUGCUUGCUUUCAGAGCCCUCAAGCAAGGUUCGAAAUUCGGCUUCGAUAACUGGCGUAUAUGGCAGAACCUCAUGAUUGUCGCAAUAGACGUCGGUCAGUUGGCUGAUGCUGCUAGAUCCGUUGGUAGACUAGCAGAUAUCAGAGGUGAGAAGAUUUGCGGCGAGAAUGACGACUCGAGUGAACUCGACGUUGUCGACAAGAUAGUUGACGCUGUCACACUCGCUCCACGUAACGAAAAGGAUGCUAUUGAGGGUGACGCUACCGCUGAGGGAGCUCGAGUCGCGCACAAUCCAAACGAAGGUCAUGGUCUACUCAGAGCUGUUGACAGACUUUACGAAUACUCGCUCCUCAAGAAGGUAUCGUCAUCGCCUCGCGUUUUUAAAUCUUACGCCAGACUCUGCUUCUGGAAGGGGCAGUAUAGAAACGCGAUCGACAUGCAUCUCAAAGCAUACAGAGCUAGUGUUGGCUCAGACGACUCUGUCGAAAAUGACCUCAAAGCAUUCCGGAGAGCGUCAGAAGCUAUCAAUGAUUUGGUGGAUGUGUUGCAGAACUUUGGUGAUAAGCCUGCGGACGUAAAUGACCCCAACAACCAAGAGGAUGCCUCUCCUGAUUGGAGGUACCAAGCCAAGAGCAUUCUAAGGACGUUCCUUGGGCGCACAAGGACAUCGUUUGAGGAUGAAAAUGAGUAUGAGGUGCUUAAAGAGCUUUUGGCGGAGGUUAAGGGUGCUUGA